Beauveria bassiana ARSEF 2860 is the source of this 765-nucleotide messenger RNA. RefSeq names its product tetraspanin-like protein. The record is from RefSeq and is a predicted model, not a curated record. The coding region runs from base 1 to 765 and encodes 254 amino acids. The transcript is spliced from 4 exons. NCBI's taxonomy places the organism in Eukaryota, Fungi, Ascomycota, Sordariomycetes, Hypocreales, Cordycipitaceae.
AUGGGAAGCAGCUUCAACCCAGGCAUCGUCUACAUGACGGCCAGCCUAGUCCUCUUUGCCAUUGCCGUCGUCCUCCAUUUCCACAGCCAGCACCUCUCUCUCCCCCUCUCCCCCGUCGUCACCGUCGUCACCGUCAUCCUUCCCGUCGCCGCCUUUCUCAACGCCUUUGUCUACCCCAACCUCCUCCACACCUCCUCCUCCUCCACCACCACCUCCAUCCUCCGCGUCCUGCCCGCCGCCCUGCAGGGCCUGCAAGCCGUCGUCGCCACCGCGCUCGCCACCAUCUUCGUGCAGGGCUUCGCAUCUCCCUCGCGCGGCUGCGCGCUCGACGCCGCCUGGCAGCGCCUGUACGACGCGCGCGAUGCCGACGCCGUCCGCCGCGUCCAGGACACGCUGCGGUGCUGCGGCUACGCCGACCUGAACGACCGCGCGUUUCCGUUUGCGAGCUUGAUACAGCAGACGUGCCGAGAGAUUUAUAACAGGGACAAGGCGUGCGAGGGACCGUGGCGGGCCGCCAUGGCGACGCACGCGGGGAUUGCGUUUGCGGUGGUCUUGACGGUGGCGCUGAUGCAGAUUCUCGGUCUGAUAUUGAUGCGACCGGGUACGAACUGGUGGACGGCUCUGCGAACGCCAGAAGACGAAGGGGACGACGACGACGACUACGACGAGCACAGCAGGUUGUUGGGCCGCGAACAAGCAUCUCAGCAAGGCGCGUCUUCUACUCCUGUAGCUGGACCGUCAACCUACGCCGAGGCAGCCCGAUGA